GGACCUCCACCGCCUAUAGGCUUGUAAAGUUGGAAGCUGUAAUCUGUCUGAUUCAAAUUACUCCUUUGAUUGAUACUCACAAAUCACAAUCCUCUGAAUUCCUCUCCCUCUCAUUUAGUCUAUUCGCACUUCUCCUCCAAUAUACAACAAAAUCGGCGAGUUGACUCGGCAUCCAAGAUGACGGAUCCUCAGCGUUCCGGCGAUCCGUUUCUUAUCCGAUACGACGACUCGGAGCUUCGAAUCGCUUCGGAAUUUCUAUCGAAUUGGCUUCCUUUUCUCUCAAGAGACCUCUGUCAUCACUGCACCCACACCCUCUCCUCCCGCAUCCUCUCUCUGUCUCCUCAAUGCAAGGAUAAAAAUAGUGCCGCCGAACCUUCAAAUUCUGGAGAGAUUUCCACGGUUUUGAGGCCAGAUUUUGAAGAUAAAGAUGUUGAUAUUUGUGAUACUCAUUCAUUGGGGAGUUGGAAAGAUGAGGCAGAAUCCAACCCGCAUGACACGAAUGGGGGGUCGGAAUCGUCGUCACCCCUUGCUGAUAGCUCUCCAAGGGAACUAGUUAGUAAUAGCAGUUCAGCGCCUUUCGAAAGUAAAACUCCUAGAGUUCGAAUGUCAUGGGCAGAUAUGGCACAAGAGGAUGAACUUGAAGGGGAUGGAGUGAUCGAGGAGGGUAAGCCUAAAGGAAAUGGAGAAUUGGGUGGGUUGGCGAGAAGGAAGGCAGAGCUGUCGAGGGAUCAGAGAGAGUAUUUAAGAUUUACUAAUGUGAGAAGAAAGAAAGAUUUUAUAUGCCUUGAGAGGGUUAAUGGAAAGGUCAUGAAUAUUAUUCAAGGGCUUGAGCUCCACACAGGUGUUUUUAGUGCUGUGGAACAGAAAAGGAUAGUUGAUUGUGUCUAUGAUCUGAUGGAAAAGGGAAAGAAAGGAGAACUUAAAGAACGCACUUACACAGCACCUAGAAAGUGGAUGAAGGGUAAAGGGCGUGUGACUAUCCAAUUUGGUUGCUGUUAUAAUUAUGCUACUGAUAAAAAUGGUAACCCACCAGGUAUUCUGAAACGCGGAGAAGUUGAUCCCUUACCUUCUCUUUUUAAAGUGAUAAUCAAGAGGUUGAUCAGAUGGCAUGUUCUUCCCCCGUCCUGCAUUCCUGACAGCUGUAUUGUCAACAUUUAUGAAGAAGGAGACUGCAUACCUCCACAUAUCGAUAAUCAUGAUUUUGUUCGGCCAUUUUGUACUAUUUCUUUUCUCAGUGAAUGCAAUAUAGUAUUUGGAACAGACUUGAAGAUUGAAGCCCCUGGAGAAUUUAGUGGCGCUAUAGCAAUACCCUUGCCCGUUGGAUCGGUUAUGGUAUUAAAUGGAAAUGGUGCUGAUGUUGCCAAGCAUUGUGUUCCUGCAGUACCAUCUAAGAGGAUUUCUAUUACUUUCAGGAGAAUGGAUGAAUCAAAGCGGCCUGUGGAUUAUUCUCCCAUACCAGACUUGCAAGGACUUGAACCAUUAUAUUAUGAUGAUGAUGGAGCAAAGAAAUCACCCCCUCAACAUCACGUAAGCAGGCAAGGAACAAGAGACGAGUUCAGGUCAGAGAAGAAGAGAGAUGAAGAGCCUCGAUAUUCAGCCAGGUUUCGGGUUGCCAUGAGAGGUCCUAGAAAUAGGGUAAAUUUGGGAGGUAGCUGAUAUGUAGAAACGUCUCGUGGCUGAUAUGUAGAAACGUUCCGUGGUUUCUCAUCCCAUAUUUUAUCAAUUCCUGUUGAAUUCUCUGUGUAUAUAUAUGUACUAAAAGUUGGCUAUUAUUUUAUUACCAUUUUUGUUUAUGAAUCAAAGAGUUUUGAAGGCAUUUCUUCAAAUCUGUCUAUUGUAAAUUGAGGAAAAUGUAGUGUCAAAAUAUUUGUUUUGUUUUAAAUUUUUUAUGGAGAGAUUUAUAUUAGAUCUUAAAUUUUUGCUA
Messenger RNA from Chenopodium quinoa (quinoa), 1924 nucleotides. Its product is annotated as RNA demethylase ALKBH5-like. The record is from RefSeq and is a predicted model, not a curated record. Gene Ontology annotation, biological process: mRNA catabolic process. NCBI's taxonomy places the organism in Eukaryota, Viridiplantae, Streptophyta, Magnoliopsida, Caryophyllales, Amaranthaceae. The coding region runs from base 178 to 1656 and encodes 492 amino acids. Gene Ontology annotation, molecular function: demethylase activity; mRNA binding. The transcript is spliced from 6 exons.